GCAGACUGUUUCCGAAAUCUCUCAAUGUUCGCACGGCCUUUGCUGGUGAAUGGUGAUAUCGUAAUUGAAAUCAUAAAACCAUGAAACUCUUUUUUCUAUUUGUGGCAAGCUAUUAUUUAUUUAUCCAGUUCUUUUGUGUAAACGCGACAAAUGUGGACGAAUAUCUAUACGAGAAAUUGCGGCAAUCUAAGAUAGAAUUUAUUAAGAUUCACAUUCAGGAAACAUCGCCGGUGCAGGAAAAAUUGUAUAAAGUACAAUGGGAUAGAUCAUGGCGAGUGCCUCUAACGAAUGAGGAUCGGCCAUUCGCGAUAAAUAUGUUUAAUAAGACAUUCAUCCUCGAUGGCAAUCGCGUGAUGGCACCCUUUCUUAACAAGACUUCUUGGAACGAAACCUACGAGGGGUUACGCCAGGUUGAUAGGAUCGGGGAGCACUCCGCCGUUAAAUUUGUCAGGAGCAUUGUGUGGAAAGAUACCAUCUAUCUAUUACUAUGUUACGAGCCCGAUUUGUGUAGUCUUUAUACGGCAACGCGAGAAGACACGUUGCGAUUCCGCCACACUAUCGGACACAGAGGGAUCCCCGUAGAUGCUAAAUUUUUCACACAGGACGAUCAUCUCCAUCUGAUCAUCGCCAAUUAUGCUGGCAAAUUUUCUGUGCCAUCCAUUAUUUAUCGAUGGAGCGGUACAUACAUGGACGUAGUCGACGAGGUGAUGACAACCGGCACGAUAUCGGUCACCGCCUUUGAGCAACGGCGAUCGACGAUUAUCGUGUUUGCGCAGUACGACGCCGAGAACCCGCGGAUCGGUUCCGAGGUGUACGAGUUCAAAGACGGUGACAUCGCGAGGAUACAAUUUUUAUCCACCGCGCGACCGGUUUCGAUGCAUCACUAUGUCCAUAGCGGCUUCAACUUCGUCUUAAUGAUAAACGAGUUAGGGCUAAACGUUCUCUGCUGGGAUGGACAGGAGCUAUUGAAUUGGUUUAGUCUUUCCGAGAUUGAUCCUCAUAGUUUGAUGAGUAUCUUCUACAUAGACGGCGAUACUUUUAUAGUUGUGGCACAUGAUAAUAUCAUCCAGUUAUAUAAAUUUCAUAGUACAUCGGAUUGGAAAAGUGAAAACAUUAAACGGUUCAAAGAUAGCCAAAAGAUAAUCGAUAUGAUGAUAUCGAUGAAUAAUUAUACGAUGACUGUAAUAUUGAUUAUUGAGGAAAAGAAUGUAUACUGGGUGGAACAGUGGCAGGCUGAAAUGACUUCUAUACCAAGCGAUAACGCUGUAGAAGAUGUUGAUGUAACAAGAAGAUGUUUGUCGGAUCUGAUCGAAAUGUUGCAAGCAAGAAUGCCGGCUAUAAAGGAAGCCGAGGCUUCUUGGAAAUUUCUCUUACCGUCCGCGCAGAACUUGACGAUCUCGGAACCAGUAAAGUUCGAUAAUUUGAACUUGCAAUCCGGCACAGUGGAGAGCAUCGAGAUUGUGACUGAAGAAGACAUUUUACCACCACAUCAGAUUGAAAAAUCUCUGGACAAACUUAAUCACAGUAUCCACGAUGUCGUAAAACAAGGACUAAUGAAGUGGCAAAAAGAAAUGAGCACAAUUGCGUUGGAAACAUCGGAAGACACGAUCACCAUCGACGAUGCAUAUGUAGAAGAGUUGGAGAUCGAUCAAGUACACGUCGAUUUCGUAAACGACAUGGAGAUGCAUUCGAAGAAGAUAAUUCUCUCGGAAGGCAAUCAAAACUUUACAUAUCCGUUGCAAGGGAAAAGUAUCAUUAUACACGAACUUGAAGUUGAAUCUCUCUGUGGAAUGCCAGCCCAAUACUGGAUGUUACAAAAGGAUGAAGGAAUCAGGUUUGCUGCAAAUAACUCCAUCGAAUAUUCAAACGACACUGUUAUAUUACAUUCCGAUUUGACAGUACCAAGGUUGAAAAUUAAAAGCUUGAACGGGACAAUCGUUGAUCAAUUGAUUGAUGAUUUAUUCCGCAUUAACCAUACUCAGAAAAUUCAAGGUACAAUCACGUACAAAAACUCGUUGGAUAUUAUGAAUCUUACGACGGAGAUGUUGAAUGGUAUUCCCGCUGAUAAACUUAUGACAACGACAACGAAUCAGACCUUUGACGAUUUCUAUAUACAAGUUUUGCAAGUUGACGAUCUGUUUGCUGAAACGGUUAACGGGAUACCAAUUGAGGAAGCUGCGCGAAAGUCUCGCAAGAAUGUUAUUAAGGGCAAGUUAAAACUGGCGAAUCUUCACGUCACCGAGAAUUUCACGAUUGACGUGAACACAUCUAUGGUGAAAAUGUUCGACGAGCGGUUUCUUCAUAUUUACGAAAACGUCACUAUAUUGGGUGAUCUACAUCUUCGGAACAUCAAAAUUGAAAAUAUGGCUGCACUCUUUGUAGAAGAUAUUCCAGUAAAUGUCAACGACAUGUUUAACAACUCCUGGACGAAAUCCAGCGAUCAGACGAUCACGGAAAAGAUCACUUUGGAAAACGGCCUCACCAUCGAUAGACUCAACACAAAGUACCUCAACGGUUUCGCGAAAAAUGACUUCCUGUACACCACAAUGGAGGAGAUACCGAGCGAGUUCACCAAUCUACGCUUCGAAAAUCUUCAUGUUGACGAGUUCUUCCCUGAAGAUGGUUCAAAUGAAGACGGUUCGAACGACCAUCUCUUUCAGGUUGAAUCAAACCAAUUAAUUAUUCGAAGACAAUUGCAUCUACAAAGUCUUCAAGCGGAAGAUAUCAUUACCUUAGCUUUCAACGGCAUCGACGUUGGCGACAUCAUGAACGGGGUUCAAGCAAAUAUCUCGGGAACCGCGAAACUUCCAGCCAUUCAAGCGCGUCGCGUAUUCGUCGACAAUCUCAAUGUCCGUCUUCUCAAUAAUCGCGAAAUCUUCUUCGAAGAUGGGCUUCGCAUCAACGAUGAUCAUCAGAUAGCAACCUUGAAGAUACCACAAUUCAAUGUACAAGAAUUAGAAAUGGAAAGGUUGAAUGGAACCGAGUUGAAUUUUCUGGCGCAGUUAAAAGUUCUGACGGAUUCUGACUUGAGUAGAAUCGUCAUUGAUGGAGACUUGAUGGUAGAUAAUUUGACAGUCGGCCAAGUGGAUGGACAAUCAAUCGAGAGUUUCUUAGAGGAAUUAGGGCAAAGCGAUAUUGUGAUAACAUCGGAGAAGAGCAUCGAAAACUUGAUCGUAGAGAAUAUAACAUUGGAGUUUCUUCAUGGUCGAAAUUUUGAUGAACAUUUUGCCAGUGUUCUCACGAAAUCGAGGGAACAAACAAUACCGGGACAUUUUUCGGCCCAUGUUAUCACUUCAGAUAACGUCACAAUAGAUUUCAUUAACAAACAGAACGCUUCGCAGCUCAUGUGGGUGGACGAGCCUUUAACGAUCACGGGCAACGUAACAUUCUCCGAUUUAUUUGUCGAAGGCGACGUAAUUAGUUCGAACUUGAAUGGGCGUGACGUGCGCGAGUUAUACGAUAGUUUAUUGUACAUUCCGGCGAAAAAUAUCGAUUUCCUGAAGGUGGACGAAAUUUCCUGGGAGACGCCCUUGACUAGUCCUACCUCUAUAUCUUACUUAUUGAAGAACGCUGUGACAAAAACUGAAGACCAAAAUAUCACGGGCAAAGUGAUCUUUAUGAAGGACGUUCACGCGUGGGCGGUCACCGGCGCGUUCAACGAGAUCAAUGAGAUUGGACGCAUAAUAUCGGACGCCGUGAUCGAUAACGGGGAAGAGAUCGAAAUCAGCGGAAAGAAAUUCUUCGAGGAUGAUUUCAUCGCAGAUAAGUUGUUGGUGAACGGUGACCUGGGCAUUGCCAAGGUCAACGACGUGGAUAUUCUCAAGUUUAACGAUUCGGUUGCUAGGAAGGAUCGCGAGGAAACGAUUGUCGGUCCAUUGACAUUCCUCAAGGACGUUACAAUCGAAAAACUACGCGCAAACGAUGCCGAUCUCAAUGCGUCCAUCAGCGUUGCUGUACGUUCCGACGACGUUAUGCCGGAUAACAUCUUCUUCGAGGAGCUUGUAGUGAUGGACGACGUAGAUUUAAAAAAUUUGAACGGGAUAGACUUCGACAAGUUCGCGAACGAUCGUGUCACUCUCACCGGAAAUCACAGUAUCUCGUGCGAUUUGAAAUUUAAUGGUGCCAUCACAAUAACAGGUAAUGCACAGAUAAGGAAAAUCAAUGGAAUUCAACCAUCCGAGUUUGUCCUUAAUAAUAUUAAUGAGGUGCAGAUGAUAUAUGGCACAAAAACUUUUGAAGAGGAUUUGAUAAUCGAAGGAAAUAUUACUGCGCCGCAAGUCAAUGAUGUCGAAAUAAUAAAGGAAUAUAGCGACGGUGUACAAAACGAUGAAGAUGUCGAUAUCUUUGGAAAUCUUAUUUUUAAGGCGAACGUUCGGAUUCAAAAUAUGAAUAUUUCCGGUUUGGUGAACGGCGUAAACUUGCGUUCCAUUAUCAGCGAUUCCCAAGAAAUAGUGAAUAAGACUCUUCAAAGCCUGGAGGAAAACUGGAGGAUAAUCGAACAGAAUAUCGAGUAUAGCUCACUAGUGUCCGAGACCUUGCGCAAUAUCUUCUUUUAUCUGGACAUAGAAAAGAAUCUAAAGAUACCUGGGACCAAUGUCAGCAAGAUCGAUGUAGUGUACUUCAACGAGAACACGAUCAGAUUAAACAUGUACAGCGAACAGCCCGGAAGAUUUUGCGGGCUACCAGACAAUUGUUCGUGUGCGUAUCAGUCUGUGGUAGAAAUCGUUGAUAGAAAUGUGCGAAAAUGGCAAGUGAAUCCCGGAGAAAUCGUAAAGAAUUUUCACGAUCCGGGCGGUAUUUUCGGUGUCAAUGUAAUAACAAACGCCGUUUCGAGCAAUGAGAAAUGCAUCUCGACGAGAACCAAGGAAGAAUAUACUACAAUUUCCUUGAUGAAGUCUGAAGAUUCUAAAGAGAUUCACGAAGAGGUUUUCGAUAAGAUAGAGGGAUACUUGAAAGAUGCCAGCAUUUUUAAACACGAUGAUGAUGUGUAUAUAGUUUUGGCGAUUUACUAUGAUAAAACACACACGACACAUCGUACAAACUCCUUGCUUUAUAGACUACAUAUAACGAAGAGAAAUGCAACAUUAGUUCAAGAAAUUCCCACGGAUGGUGCUUGGACCACCCAGAUUUUUGAAAUUAAUCAGGAAGUGUUUCUUCUCAUCGGCUGCUUUGGCGAAUCUUCGGAAUCUUUAUUAUACAGAUUCAAUCCAUUAACACAAAAGUUUGAACAACUGAGAACAUUCGCAAGCAGAAGUCGUUACGUAAAGAGUCUAUCGCAAGGAAAGGAUUAUUUUAUUCUACUGGAUAAUCCUGAUAUGAACGCCGUGAACAUUUACAAAUAUGAUCCCACAUCUCGCAACUUUUACAACUAUCAAAAUAUUUUUCAUGUUCGUCAGAUUAAUGGAAUCGAAUGCUUCUACACCGAUGAUUUUGGCAACAGCGAUGUGUUUGUGAUUGUCACGACGCAGGGUGGACGAUUUUAUGUUUACGAAUAUAUGUUUGCCGGGAAAUUCCAGAUGAAACUGCAAUACACUGUGGAUGGCUUACGAACGAUGAUGCCGUUUUACCAUAUGGAUCGUCAUUAUAUCUUGAUUGGCACAGAUGACAACAAUAUAAUCUUUCGAAUUGUAAAACAGGGUCCACAUUAAUCCUACAAAGAGAUCGUUAUAAAAAUGAAUUUUGUAUAUAUAUAUAUGCACACGCAUGAAUAUUUAUAUAUUUCGAUAUAUAUUAAAACUCGAUACAAAUAUUUAUUACGCCGUUGAACCGAUAGUCAAGACUGUAUAAAAAAUACGGCGAUAUUAAUUAUCAUUAUUUAUUUUUUUUCAAUAUUGUUAUUUAUUUCUACUAUUGGUUAUUAUUAUUUUCUCGUUAAUGCAUUUAUUGCAUUGCAUAUUGUUAUAUAUUAUUUAUUAUAUUACGCGAGUGAUAUUAACAAAUGAGUUAUUUGCGAAUAAAAUUUACACAAAGCAAAA
This is a messenger RNA of Formica exsecta, 5975 nucleotides long. RefSeq lists its product as uncharacterized. The transcript is spliced from 18 exons. NCBI's taxonomy places the organism in Eukaryota, Metazoa, Arthropoda, Insecta, Hymenoptera, Formicidae. Gene Ontology annotation, cellular component: cell surface. The coding region runs from base 81 to 5648 and encodes 1855 amino acids. Gene Ontology annotation, molecular function: heparin binding. The record is from RefSeq and is a predicted model, not a curated record.